GUGAGGGAGUUUCAACAAGUCUGCAACGACUCAAGCAUCAAACUACAGAACUAUUCUAGCGGACAUGGUGCUCUAAUGACUGCUUCAUUAACGCAGGUCAGAAAGGAUCAAACAUAUCAAUAAAUCAUAAAACACAAAACGUCUCUUAUUGCCCAGGGCUCAGGAAGUGAGUGUGUUCCUUAUAGCCCAACACGUUCUCACUCCCAACUCGUCAAACGUGUGACGCAUGGUCAGGCUCCCUCUGCUUCACUUAUGGACCAUAUGGACCACCAGGUACAGUACGUGAUAUCAAGGGCAGGCGGUCAUCACUGGGGGUAGACAAGAAGCAGACGUACUUCCAAGAGGGAGCUGCAGUGAGGUCAGAGUGUCUGCAGAUCAGCAUCAGUGUCCACGUGAAGAACCUAGUUAUGUUGCCAGUGUCAACCCAACAAAAGUGUGUGGAACUGAGGUGCUUCGUCAGGAGCUCCUUCAGUUGUUGGAGGAUGGAGAAGAGGACGCAGCCAUGACUUGUGAGACGUUGUCUGAGUCAGCUGCUACUCACUGGGCGAUCAGAAACAUGGUGUCCUUGCUAAAGUGGAAAGAGGCCAGGCCUUGUCUUAUAGACAAUAUGUUAGCUACUCUGGAUCCACAGUCACACCGUGUGUGUCAGUGUGGCAAACAAGUAGUUGUGAGGUGUCUGGACUGCCUGCCUCUUCCAUUCCUUUGUGCUGACUGUGAUAUUGCAGUUCACACACGCUUUGUCCUGCACAGCAGAGAGGCAGUAACAGGAGGGUUUUUGCAGCCUUCAUCAGAGUUUCACAAUCCAAUAUUUCGGCUGUUGCCUGUGCAAAGACCAGACUGUGUGUGACUGCCCAGCAGGUAACGUUGAGGUUUCACCCGGUGCAAUUGUGGCUCUUGUAACCAUAAAUGGCCGUUAUAACCUUGCACUGCCAGUGGUGAGCUGCACCAGCUGUGGCCUAAUGUGGUCCCCCUCAGUUAAGGACUUCCAGGGUGGUGGAUAUUGGCCUGGCACCUUAAAUUUCUGCACCCUGUUUUCAAUGGAUGUCUUUCAGUCUUUCUAUGACAUUAAGAAGCUGCAGCAGGGAUGUCACUUAAGGCCUUUGUCAAAGUGCUGGAUGAACGAACAGCCCAUUUUGGAAGGACUGGCCGAAUAUCAGCUGAUGCCUUCAGCAAAAGUUUCUUGGAGUGGAGUGCUGUAAAGUGUGAGGUGGACAGGAUGUGCAAGGAGCCAUGCUUUAGCUGCCCUGCCUGCACUCCAGACAUGCUCGCCGUCUCAGUUGAUGGAAACUGCAAGCUUUAUCGCUUUCAAUCAAAUGCAAGCACUUCAGAGCAGGGGAACUUUGAAGGUGUCUUCAUUGAGAAAGAUGAGGAAGUUGCUGAGUUUGUGAAAUACAUCCAGAGACACACAAAUGAUAUCAAAUGGGGAGGUGCGUUUCAGGAUGGGGCCGGUUCUACAGUUGGAGAAGAGGUGGAACAAGUAAACAGUUUCCUGUCUAGGGCGGCCAUCACAACGAAGUACAUGUCUAAAGCAGGGCGAACAGACAUGCUGAGCCUCCUGGCUUUGGGCUGGAACAAAAGGAAAGUGGAACAACUGGGCCGCACUUUGAGCCAGAGAUAUCUAAAGAUCAUAAGGAUCUUUAGAGAACAAGUGGAGAGCCUGAAUGCGAGCAGAAAUGAGCUGGGUGUGGAUGACGACACACUGCAGCAAUGGGCUGAAGAAACGGAUCAAACUGAUGGCAGCCUUGGAGCGUUGCAGGCACGAGUAGAGGAGCUUGUCGUCAUCAUCAGAGUGCGAACACAAAGUCUUUACAGACAAAAUGAUAGCAACAAGAGGCGACACAGAAUUCGCAAGGUCAUCUUAGAUGAGAAGAAACGCUUGGCGGCUGCUGUUGACGACUACAACAAGGAAACAAGCAACAAAGCAAAUCGUAUCCAGUGAUGCCCUCAUGCAGAGCGACGUUUGGCCCUGGCAGAGCACAAGUGAACCUGCUGCUGACCUCCGGACAAAGAGAAAGGUCUUUGAGAAGGUGAUGGCUGUGAGGCGCCUGAGAGAGGAGGAGAUGAUCCUUUGCAGGGAGAUGCAGCAUCACUGGACAGUGUUGCGAAUGCGAUCUGUGGUGUUGGGGACAAUCUCCUCAGACUCCUCCCUUGUUGGCAUGUCGGAGGAUGCACAGAAAGGACUCCAUAGCCUGGUUUAAAAACAAAGUGAACUGAAAGCUGAAACGCUCAAAGUAAAGGACGUGUACAAGAGAAUCCUCAGCCACCAACCACUCCUGGAAAUGGACUCGGAGGAGGAGGAGGACGUUUCAGACGAUGAGAGUGAUUUGAGCACUUCUGAUGAAGACUGAUUGUGUCAUCAUUGAUGUUAUGUUUGCUAGAAUAAAAAGUUAAUCACA
Molecule: messenger RNA, 2396 nt
Organism: Maylandia zebra (zebra mbuna)
Lineage: Eukaryota; Metazoa; Chordata; Actinopteri; Cichliformes; Cichlidae
Source: RefSeq, a predicted model, not a curated record